Messenger RNA from Cladophialophora yegresii CBS 114405, 1386 nucleotides. RefSeq lists its product as uncharacterized. The transcript is spliced from 2 exons. The record is from RefSeq and is a predicted model, not a curated record. Gene Ontology annotation, molecular function: monoacylglycerol lipase activity. The coding region runs from base 1 to 1386 and encodes 461 amino acids. NCBI's taxonomy places the organism in Eukaryota, Fungi, Ascomycota, Eurotiomycetes, Chaetothyriales, Herpotrichiellaceae.
AUGGCUCCAGCCUUGCGAAGAUCGGGACAAUCCACUCCUCAAAAGGCGCAGCAUCUCAUCGUUCUGGUCCACGGGCUGUGGGGGAAUCCGGCUCAUUUGGACUAUGUCGCAAAGUCGCUGCGUGAUCGCUAUGGAGACGAGGAUCUCGUUGUACUCGCUUGUCGCAGGAAUCUCGGCUCCCUGACUUACGAUGGUAUUGAAGUAGGUGCUGAGCGGGUCGCCAGGGAGGUCGAGGAUGCUUUGGAGGAGCUGGGACGGGACGGUCACAAAAUCACCCGAUUCUCGAUGGUCGGAUAUUCCUUGGGAGGGCUGGUCGCGCGCUACACAAUCGGCCUGCUUUACCAUAAGGGACUUUUCAACAGCAUCAGCCCGAUUAACUUCACGACUUUCGCAACGCCGCACUUGGGUGUCCGGACGCCUCUGACCGGGUAUCAAAACCAUCUCUGGAAUGUCCUAGGCGCUCGCACGCUAUCAACAUCCGGCCGCCAGGUGUUUAUGAUUGAUAACUUCAGAAACACGGAUCGACCUCUCUUGAGUGUUCUUGCAGACCCUGACAGCAUCUUCGUUCAUGCGCUUGCUCGUUUUCAGCACCGGUCUCUGUAUGCUAAUAUUGUCAACGAUCGCACCACAGUCUUCUAUACGACUGGGAUCUCACGAUGCGAUCCUUACGUCGAUUUGGGGAAGAUCAACCUGCACUACCUCAAAGGCUAUGAGCCGGUCAUACUGGACCCAGACCACCCCUGCGAUCUGAUACCGGAGCAGGAGCUGCCAACCUUCUACCAAAGAUUUCGCAUGCAUAGCCAGACUUGUUUGCGCAGAGCACCGAUCUUCCUCGCACUGGUCGUGCUACUACCCAUCGCAACAAUAGCUUUUCUCAUUAACUCCGGCAUCCAGACGUUUCGCAGCCGGCGAAGGAUACAGUUACAUGAGGCUGAUCAUCGAGACGAAGGGUUCGGUCUAUACAAAAUCCCUUGGAUGGUCCAGGAUAUGCGCAUUGGUCUCGAGGACGCUUUCGAAAAUGUGAAUGCUGCUCAACAACAGGAGUAUCUACCCGAGGGAUCAGAAGAGAUAGCAGAUGCAAUCGUAGAAAGCCCUGCUCUGUCUUCAGCGGCUUUUGCGAAGAGUACCGAGUCCUUACUGUCUGAGAAGUCAGAGAGUGACCAAGCUCCGCUCGCUGAACGAUCUCAGAGUUUCCCGACCUUAGCACUGACCACAGCACAGUUUGCAAUGAUCAAAGCGCUCGACGACGUGGGGUUCCGGAAGUACCCCGUCUACAUCCACAAGAGCAGCCACAGUCACGCAGCGAUCAUCGUGCGCUUUCCUAGAGCUGCAUUUGAGGAAGGAAAAGUGGUUGUGAAGCAUUGGCUGGACAAUUUCCACAUUUAG